Messenger RNA from Acanthosepion pharaonis, 1035 nucleotides. NCBI's taxonomy places the organism in Eukaryota, Metazoa, Mollusca, Cephalopoda, Sepiida, Sepiidae. The record is from the annotation of a GenBank genome assembly.
AUGCAAUACAAUCCUAUUUCUAUCUAUCUAUCUAUCUAUCUAUCUAUCUAUCUAUCUAUCUAUGUAAUUCAAUUCUCUUUCUAUCUAUCUAUCUAUCUAUCUAUAAAUGCAAUUCUGUUUCUAUCUAUCUAUCUAUCUAUCCAAUUCUGUUUCUUUCUAUCUAUCUAUCUAUCUAUCUAUCUAUCUAUCUAUCUAUCUAUGCAGUACAAUUCUGUUUCUAUCUAUCUAUCUAUCUAUCUAUCUAUCUAUCUAUCUAUCUAUCUAUGCAAUUCUGUUUCUAUCUCUCUGUCUAUCUAUCUAUCUAAUUCUCUUUCUUUCUUUCUUUCUUUCUAUCUAUCUAUCUAUGCAAUUCUGUUUCUAUCUUUCUCUGUCUACUUAUUCAAUUCAGUUUCUAUCUAUCUAUCUAUCUAUCUAUCUAUCUAUCUAUCUAUCUAUCUAAUUCUGUUUCCAUCUAUCUAUCUAUCUAUCUAUCUAUCUAUCUAUCUAUCUAUUCUUGCCUGCUUGUUUCUUUCUUGUCCUCGGCGUAUUCUUUCUUUCUUUCUUUCUUUCUUUCUUUCUUUCUUUCUUUCUUUCUUUCUUUCUUUCUUUCCAUUGAUAUUCUUUCCUUUUCCUUUCUUUCUUUUGUCCUCUGUGUUUUUUUCUUUCUUUCUUUCUUUCUUUCUUUCUUUCUUUCUUUCUUUCUUUCUUUCCAUUGAUAUUCUUUCCUUUUGUUUUCUUUCUUUCUUUCUUUUUUCUUUCUUUUUUCUUUCUUUCUUUCUUUCUUUCUUUCUUUCUUUCUUUCUUUCUUUCUUUCUCUCUUUUAGUUCUUUCCACUCAUAUUCUUUUCUUCCUUCCAUCUGUUCAUUUAAUAUAUUAGUCCUUUCUUUUUCUUUCUUUCUUUCUUUCUUUCUUUCUUUCUUUCUUUCUUUCUUUCUUUCUAUUAAUUCUUUCUAUUUAAGUUGCUUUCUUCUUUCCAUUUGUUUAUUUAAUAUAUUAGUUCUUUCUUUCUUUUUCCUUUUUGUUUUCUUUCUUUCUUUCUUUCCUUCUUUCUAUUAA